GGCUUAGCCACUUGAGUGACGGAUAUAAAAGCUUGCCGCUGAGAUGAUAUUUUUGUCCAUAGCCUGAAGCCAGUGCACCAGUCUCCGUGGAGCUACAAAGAUGAACUGUCUUAUCGUGUUUGCUGUUCUUGUUGGCGCUGCCUUUGCUUCUAAAAACGAAGCCAACAUCAACAUUUACCUUCACCUCUCUGACGAUGAAGCAAAGAGUGAUGUAGACGCAAACUACGCUACCACAAUGCACUAUGCCCAGUGUGAGAUGGAACCCAACCCUUACCAACCAGCUAGCCUCCACCACCACGUGCACGGAAGCAUCGAAAUGUCACAGCUGGGUGACGGAGAACUCACCAUGGUGUUCCACCUGACUGGCUUCAAUGUUAGCGACGACUUCGCGGACCAUAACCAUGGCCUCCAGAUCCACGAAUAUGGAGACAUGGAGCACGGCUGUGACACCAUUGGAGAACUCUACCACGGAGAGCAUGUCCAGGGACACGCUAACCCUGGUGACCUUGGUGAUCUUCAUGAUGACGACCAUGGAAACGUCACUGAUACCAGGAAAUUUGAUUGGCUCACAAUUGGACAUGAAGACGGAAUCCUGGGACGUUCUCUGGCUAUUCUUCAGGGAGAUCACACUAGCCACACAGCCAUCAUUGCCUGCUGCGUUAUCGGUCGCUCUCAUGCCCAUUAAGAUGUCAUCUUAUUCGUUUACCAUGAGUAGACAUCUCGGGGGAAACACGUGCAAUAUCUUUAAUUUUUACUGACUUACUUACAAAAUAAAUUCAUAAAAACUUUCAA
Molecule: messenger RNA, 792 nt
Organism: Saccostrea cuccullata (small rock oyster)
Lineage: Eukaryota; Metazoa; Mollusca; Bivalvia; Ostreida; Ostreidae
Product: superoxide dismutase [Cu-Zn]-like
Exons: 6
Coding region: 101-685 (194 amino acids)
Biological process (GO): superoxide metabolic process
Molecular function (GO): metal ion binding
Source: RefSeq, a predicted model, not a curated record